Molecule: messenger RNA, 3094 nt
Organism: Dinoponera quadriceps
Lineage: Eukaryota; Metazoa; Arthropoda; Insecta; Hymenoptera; Formicidae
Gene: nuf
Product: rab11 family-interacting protein 4A
Exons: 10
Coding region: 464-2041 (525 amino acids)
Biological process (GO): regulation of cytokinesis; endocytic recycling
Cellular component (GO): recycling endosome membrane; midbody; endocytic vesicle
Source: RefSeq, a predicted model, not a curated record
CGUCGCGACUCCUCGUCCGUGCCUACGUUCAGUUCGGCCGAUCGCUCCCGCACCGUUAGUUCAGAUCGGCGCGAUUCUCUCUUUCUCUCCCUCUCUUUCUCUCGUGAGCUUCGACUACCUGCUGUUCCUUCUCUCUCUCUCUCUCUCUGUCAAUUGUUAGACAGCCGAACGUCGCCUCAUUCGUAACAUAACGUAGGCAUCGCGUCGCGUCUCUGUCUCUCUGGUGCGAGCACAGGUGUUGGUAGCGUUUAGUGGCUGACAAGGAUACACCGUUGCCAUCGUGUGAUACUGCCCACUCUUUCUCCGUGGUCCCGCCGGAUCUUGUUGUGUCGCGUCACUCAAGCAUUGACGAAAGUACGACAGAAAAGGUGAGGCCACGGAUGAGAGAGCUCCUCCACGUGGCGUGGCCUCGCAUAGAGUCCCGGCUGUACGGCCGGCGAGCAAACUGGAACGAUAACGAAGAAUGGUGAGUUCCCGCACACCCGGUGUCAACAACGUCACGCCCGCUAAUAACGCGGCCGACAACGACGGCGUGUCCUCGUCGCCCGACAGUGUCGACGUCGGCGAGGACGAGAGUCGCGUAAACGGCGUCCCUGAGAACGGCGGUGACGGCCGCGGUGUGCGCCGCGGCGGUGACGGUAGUGGCGGUGAAGGAGGCGGCGACGACGGCACUGCCAACGUCGGAUGGAGUCAGAGCGGCCCGCCGUCGCUCUCGAUGUCGGUCGACCUGCACAACCUCGUGACGAGCACGAAUCAUCAAGAUUCCGGCCGGUACUCGGUGAGUCCGGACCACGCCGACAGCGCGACGACGCCCGCCGCCGCCGUCGUCAAGAUCGGCUGCUACGACGAGGAAGAGAGCUACGAGGGUUUCGGCUCCGUCGAGGGUGACGCCGACGACGGCCCGGACUCGCCGGGCGGUAGCAGCUCCGCACCGUCGCCCACCGGCACCUCUCGCAGGAACCCGAGGAGCCCGAACUCCACCGUUGGGAGACAUUCCUGGUUGCGUACUUCGCUGCGGAGAACGCCUCCUUGCUCGGGAAGGAAGAGGCUGAGCUCCAACGCGUUAGCGAGCCAGCUCUAUCGCAGUGGCAGCUUCAACAGCUCGGGGAUGGGCUCAAACUACGAUCCCGCGGACGACGUGUACAGCGACGUAUCCCUGGAGGACGUGAUGGAUCUCAGCCACAAAGUUCAAAUGAUCCAAGAGCAGAUGCAUGCCUUGGUGGACACUAAAUCGGUCGGCGAGGAGAGGUACGCUCGAGCGAAGCAGGAGAACGCGACGUUGCAGGCGCGCAUAUUGAUGCUCGAGGAAGCGGCCAAAGACGCGGAAACGAGAGCUGAGGAGAGGCUUCAAGCUGAGCAACGAAGGCAUCGGGAAUGGGCGUGCCGUUUGGAGCGCGAGCGCCAGUUACAACUGGAGAAUUACGCGAUCAAACUGCAAGCGGUGGAGUUGGACAGCUCGAGCCUGCGGGACGAAAUCGCGCGGAUUCGUGAGCAGCUGGAGAGAGCGCGGGCGGACAAAACGCGGCUUGAAAACGAUCUCCAGGAAGCCAGGAGAGAAGCGGACACUGCGCGCGAAAGUGAACGCCACGCAGUGAGCCGAGCGAACGAAGCUCAUCAUCUGCUCGAAGCGAUGAGAGAGGAACUUUCGUUGCACACCGAAGAUCAGCAGAGGCUCGAGGAAUUGGUGCAGCAGGUGGCUCAGCUUCAAGCUCGCAAUAAGAGUUUGGAAGAAUCUCGGGACGAACUGCAGGCCGCAGCGGCGUUGCAGGCAGGUCGUGAACUUUUAAUGUUGAACCCUUGCAAUAAUAGCGCCGAGAAGGGGCCUAGUCUCGCCGUGGAGCUGUUAGCCGGCAUGAACCCAGAUCAGAUAGAUGGCCAAAGGUUCGAGGAAUUCGGCGAACCGUGCACAAUGGCUGAGAUGAAACAGGCACUGAAGGAACAGCAAGAGGUGAACACGCAGCUAAGGACGUACAUCGACGGAAUCCUGCUGAACAUCGUGGAGAAUUACCCCCAACUGUUGGAAGUGAAGCAAACGCACUGAAACAUAGCGCAUAUAAAGAGCCUAUUAGAACCUGGCUAGAAUGUUAUACUCGGACAGUCUCGAAGCGGGUUGUACGUUAAACUCUUCCCGUCGAGUCGACGUGAGAGAUGGAAGAAGCUGCUUGGAAUCACUCUCGACCGAUACACAGUUAUAUUUUACAUAUAACGAUGUCUUUUUUAGUGCGAAAUUCUCUCAGUGCGAAAGAGAGCGCGUCGGGAUCCAUUUGCGGAGGGGGAAUCAAUUUUAACCACGAGCCGUCUGCCGCUACUUGAUGAAAUGACAAAUUGACGCCUGAGUGGCGCGAAGAGGGGCCGCCCGAGAAACGUCGGGAGGAGGACGUCUGAUGAAUUCGGGAUUAUCUUUUAGACCCCUCCCAACGACGUCUCUUCUUCAUCCCCGCGCCGUUCGGGAUCGAAAUGUACUGGUUUUAAGAUCCGCCUGAGGUCGUUGAGCUUCCGACGGAUUGUUUAGAAAAGUGAUGCUGCUGCUGCAGUCAUGUGUGACACGAUGAGAGGGAGGAAUUUCCGACCCGGUUUCACUCAGGAGACCAGCUUUGUGCGCCUUUACAUCUACACUCACACCCACACAUACACACUCACACAUAUACCAUAUACAUACAUACAUACAUACAUGCAAACUCACAUCGUUCGCUCAAACCGAUUCGUGCCGAUUUACCACUGCCGCAAAUCGUUAGUUUUACCGCGAGUCAACGUUUGUCGUUACCAGGGCGGUGAGCGAAUCUCGAUUACGUUACGUUUUUUCCUUGAUUGUAUCGCCGGCGAAUAGCUUGUACGAGAGUUACCUAAGUAAAUAAACAAUACGCGAUAUGUGACGACGGUUUACAUGACUGUGCUAUGUGUCACGAGAGCUGUGAUGCGUUAGAGUACCUUUUAAAUUAAAACUUAGUGUCGCAAUAUAUAACACACAUACACACACGUAAAUAAGAAUACACAAUUAAGACACGUACCUAUAAUUAUAUAGGUGGAAAUCUUGUACUCUAGAUCUUUAUACCGAACGUUAGUAAAAUUCUAAUUAAAUGGUUAUAUUUUGAUA